Cuscuta europaea is the source of this 1435-nucleotide messenger RNA. NCBI's taxonomy places the organism in Eukaryota, Viridiplantae, Streptophyta, Magnoliopsida, Solanales, Convolvulaceae. The record is from the annotation of a GenBank genome assembly.
UCCGAAUUGAACGGUGAUCCGCACUUCUCUCUUCAUUUCUUUCGACAAAGAAGAAGAGAGAGCUAAGACUCGGGGGUUCCUCGGAAUCGCGCCUCCCCUCCGCCUCUCUCUGUCUGUAUCUCUUCUCUUUCAAAUUCUUUUGCUUCUUCUUCCCGAAUCUUCCCCAGAUCAAAGAGAAGAAACCAGGAGAAAUUGAAAGAAAGGAUUCCCCAUUUGGAAAAAACGGUUUCAAAUCAUUUAGUUAUUGGCCGGAAAAUGGAAAUCGACAGCAUUGAGUGCGUAUCAUCCUCGGAUGUCAUGGAGGAAGAAGAGACCCCGUCAUCCUUGCGUCAUCAUCCCCACCAUCAUCGUCAUCAACACAUCCCUUCUUCCACAAAUAAGCCUCACCACAGUAAUUUGUUUCCUGCCGGAAUUGCCCCCACCAGUGUUCAUGAAUUGCUGGAAUGCCCCGUUUGCACCAACUCCAUGUACCCUCCCAUUCAUCAGUGCCACAAUGGUCACACGCUGUGUUCAACCUGUAAAGUAAAGGUACACAACAGAUGCCCUACUUGCAGACAAGAGCUUGGUGAUAUUCGGUGUUUGGCUUUAGAAAAAGUGGCAGAAUCCCUUGAACUGCCCUGCAAAUAUUUUUCAUUGGGGUGUCCAGAAAUAUUUCCAUACUACAGCAAGCUUAAACACGAGGCAGUUUGCAAUUUUAGACCGUACAAUUGCCCAUAUGCGGGAUCGGAGUGUCCUGUCACUGGGGAUAUACCUUACCUUGUUUCUCAUCUAAGGGACGACCACAAGGUUGACAUGCACACAGGAUGCACUUUCAACCAUAGAUAUGUUAAGUCUAAUCCUCGAGAAGUGGAGAAUGCCACGUGGAUGCUCACUGUCUUCCAUUGUUUUGGACAAUACUUCUGCCUACAUUUCGAGGCAUUCCAGCUCGGGGUGGCCCCGGUUUACAUAGCCUUUGUGCGGUUUAUGGGUGACGAGACCGAGGCCCGCAAUUACAGCUACAGUCUGGAAGUAGGAGGGAUGGGUAGGAAGCUAAUUUGGGAGGGAACCCCUAGAAGUAUAAGAGACAGCCACCGGAAGGUCAGGGACAGCUUUGAUGGACUUAUCAUUCAACGUAACGUUGCUCUCUUUUUCUCUGGCGGCGAUAGGAAGGAACUUAAGCUUAGGGUCACAGGGCGGAUUUGGAAGGAGCAACAGAAUCCCGAUUCCGCCUCCGUUUGUAUACCCAAUCUUUGUUUGUAGCACCACUUGAGCCCCCCACUCUGCUUGCAUGAGUGUGAGUGUGACACUGUUAAUUAUUAUUGACGUUAUUUAUGCUAUGUGAAGAUAUAUCUUUUCCUCCAUUUUUCUUGUUGAAUUUCGUAUAAGCUUUGUAAGUACUUGGGAUUUCUUAAAGAAAAAGGUUGAGGUUUAGAGAACAAAUAAAAUAAAAUUCGCC